This is a messenger RNA of Cuculus canorus (common cuckoo), 1234 nucleotides long. It is a transcript of the gene LAT, whose product is annotated as linker for activation of T cells. Bases 552 to 1097 code for a protein of 181 amino acids. The record is from RefSeq and is a predicted model, not a curated record. The transcript has 11 exons. NCBI's taxonomy places the organism in Eukaryota, Metazoa, Chordata, Aves, Cuculiformes, Cuculidae.
GAUCCUGACCCACAGGUCCCUGCCCCAUAGAUCCUGUAGGACCCAUAGAGGCCCUGGGACCCAUAGAUCCUGACCCACAGGUCGCUGCCCCAUAGAUCCCGUGGAACCCAUAGAGCCCCCGGGACCCAUAGAUCCUGCCCCACAGAUCCCCUGGGACCCACAGAUCUCUGCCCCAUAGAUCCAGGCCCACACUUCCCUGCCCCGUAACAGCCUCUGCCCCACACGCUUCCCAGCCCCACAGCGGCCUCUCCACCCCACACAUCCUGCCCCACACUUCCCCGCCCCACACAUUUCCUGCCCCACGGCGGCGCCCGCAGCUUCCUGGGGGGGGGGGGAGGGAGGGGAUGUGGGGCGCCCGCGCCCCAUAGCGAGCGGGGCAGAGGCGGCGGACGCAGGUGUGGGGCAGGGAUCUCCACUUAUGGGGCAGGGAGGUGGGUCUGGGUCCCCACUUGUGGGGCAAGGGGGGGGGAGAUGUGGGGGUCCCCAACUUGUGGGGCAGCAACCCCAGCCCCACGGCUGCCCCCUAAGCACUGCUCUUUUCCCCCAGCCCCAUGGAGGCUCCUCUGCCCCAUAGCGGCCUGUGGGGCCUGGCCCUGCUGCCCCCCACCCUGCUGCUCGCGGCCCUCUGCGCCCGCUGCCGCCGCGGUUAUGGGGUGCAGGUCGACAACUACGAGUACAAGCCGCCCCAUAGCGUCGCCCCCUCCAGCUUCAUCGUCAUGGGCCCCCGAUAUUCUCUGCCCCAUAGAUCUUGCCCCACAUCUCCCCCCAGACCCCCCCAACCCACAGCCGCCGCCCUGGGGACCCGAAACCCGGCAACAGCCCUCCCCCCACCCUCCCCGAGGAUCGAGUGCCGACGCCGGUCCUCCCCCUCCCCUCGAGGACGACUAUACGAACGACGCUUACGUCACGGGUUAUGUGUCCUGCCGGAACCGGAAGGGGCGGGGCCAAGCGCACCCCCCAGCGAGGAGUACGAGAACCUCCCCGAUGACCGGAGCGACAGCCGAGCCGACAGCCUGGAAUACAUCAACCUCCCCCCGCCCGGAUCCGCCCCCGCGAGUGAGAGCGAGGACGGGGCCCCCGACUACGAGAACCUCUAAUAGAUCCAGACCCACAGAUCCCUGCCCCACGGAUCGCUGCCCCACAGCUCUGCCUCUGCCCCAUAGAUCCAGACCCAGAGCUCCCCCCCACAUCUGACGCAGCCUGAGAGGGGCCCUGCCCCACGGAUCCUCCGCCC